AUGGAAGGGUUAAACCAGGACCUGUCAAUCUACGAGGACCUCAUCGGGCUUUUAAGGAACCUGCCUGAUCAGGAUGCUCAGGAUGUCUUGCGCCGUAUCAGAUCUGGAUCCGAUCUUAGGUCAGUUCUGAAUCAAGUCCAAGCUGGGGAUGUGCUUCUCCAGAUGGCGGUCGCGCCCGAGACUCGCCUACGAUAUGAGUUCCCCUACAGAGCGGAGAUGCCCAGAGGGUACAGCAUCAACAACCCGUAUCUGAACUCUCUAGUGUAUGAGGCAGCCUCGCUCUACUCGAAUAACCGGACUGGAGAACAAUCCGCAUCAGGGCUCCUCGCAAGUCUUGCUUCUGAGGAGCAAAGAAGCCUUUAUUUGAAGCCCUUCCAUGCAGCGCAAGUGAUUGAGCCUCUACUUUCUGAUGCCAAGCCUUCGAUAUGGACCACUGUCUGCAAAGAUGAUGAGCUCAUGCGAGGCCUGCUCAAUGUGCUCUUUCGCUGCGAGUAUCAGUUCACUGCAGCCUUCCAUAAAGACCUUCUUUUGGAGGAUAUGGCUGCAAAACGCACCGACUUUUGCUCGUCACUUCUUGUCAACGUUAUUCUUGCUUAUGCUUGUGUCUGUUACCCACGGUUCUCUGAUCGCGUUGAAUAUUGGAACCCCAGCAGCUUCAUGUACCGGUUUCUCGCCGAAGCAAAGCGUCUAUGGGAGUUGGAAGCCACCAUCGCCCGUAUCACCACAAUACAGCCCGGCAUCAUCUUCAGUGUGAUUCAUAAUCUCUCCGGACUAGAUGAGAUCGGACAGGCCUACAGAAUACAGGCGGUUGCUCUGUCGCAUCGGCUUCGCAUAUUUGAUACAGCCGUAGAAGGCCAGGGUGAAAGACUCCGUAGAGGUAGGCAGUGUACUGCUUGGGCUAUGUACAACUGGGAGACACUUUCGGCCUUUUCUUUUAUGCUCUCCCCAUUGAUCAAGAAGCCUCCGGUAUGGCCACUACCAGACCCUCUGCAGGACCCUUCAUGGUAUGGCGAAGUAUGGGUUAAAUAUCCCUUGAACCAUGGGCUUUCGUCGUCCUGUGUUAGUGAAGUGUUCCGAGCUAGGAGUCUGUUUCGAAUCAUUAUGAAUGAGUUCUGUGAAGCGGCCUACUCAGAAGGUUCAGAAGUGGACAUCGACGUAGCUUAUCAGCUGCGUGAACGAUUAGAGGAUUGGUAUAACAACCUACGAGAACCUCUGACUCCGAAGAGAAUUGUACUUCCUGGACAACUGCAAAUUCAUAUGUAUUAUUAUCACUUGCUGUUGACGAUAUUUGAGCCUCUCUUCGACGUGGCAACAACCAAAGAGCCUUCUCCUCAACAAAUUGUGGCCGGUGCUAAACGCAAUCUCCAAACCCUUGUGAGGCUCUACUAUCUACGGCACGGAUUCGAAGCGAUGGAUCUUUUCAUCGUCAUACCUCUCAUGAUCAUCGGCUACGAGGCCAUAGAUGCAAUCAAGGACGACACCCCGGGGGAAGAGACGGAAACACUGCGAUCGACCCUUAUUCUGAUUGCACAGGGCCUGUACAGCCAGCGCCGCAACCAUUAUUUAGCGCAGGCACUGUUUCGAGUCAUUCGCGGAAAAAUGCGGUCACAGGAAGUCAGCCUCUUGAAGAGCUCAAUGGCGUUGGAGAAAGACGAGGUUGAUCCCGAACCAGAGAUGGCUGUUGCUAUUCGAAGUCACUGGCCGGUGAGCGUUGUCAAAAAACAGGAAGACAUGAAGUCGCACAUUUUGGGCAAUCUUGUUGAGAAUCUUGGAAACCUGAACGUUAAAGAUAUCCCAUAG
Fusarium sp. VM40 is the source of this 1800-nucleotide messenger RNA. NCBI's taxonomy places the organism in Eukaryota, Fungi, Ascomycota, Sordariomycetes, Hypocreales, Nectriaceae. The record is from the annotation of a GenBank genome assembly.